This is a messenger RNA of Neopelma chrysocephalum (saffron-crested tyrant-manakin), 5537 nucleotides long. It is a transcript of the gene CIITA, whose product is annotated as class II major histocompatibility complex transactivator. The record is from RefSeq and is a predicted model, not a curated record. Gene Ontology annotation, molecular function: ATP binding; protein binding. NCBI's taxonomy places the organism in Eukaryota, Metazoa, Chordata, Aves, Passeriformes, Pipridae. The transcript has 20 exons. Gene Ontology annotation, biological process: positive regulation of MHC class I biosynthetic process; positive regulation of transcription by RNA polymerase II; positive regulation of MHC class II biosynthetic process. Bases 90 to 3407 code for a protein of 1105 amino acids.
GGGCAGGCAGCUCUCCUCAUUUUUUGGUACCGAAUACAGAGGGAAAGAGCAGGAACUGUGCAAUUUCCUAAGCCAGCAAGAGACAAACCAUGGAUUUUGUGCCUGAGAAUGGCUACCUUGAUUUAUUGCACAGUGACAUCGACCCACUGCAGCUGUGUGCUCUCUUUGAUCCUAAGCCAUCUGGAGAUGGAGAAGGUGACUUCACUACAGAUCUUGAAGUUGAUGCCAGCAACUAUGAACAGUUAAAUAAUAUGGAUUUCAUGAGUACGAUGGAAAAUGGUGAAAAUGGAGAUGGGUCGUGUCUCUGUUCCAACACCACAGAUGCUUAUGCUAAAAUGGCUGAAUUAGUAGAAUAUGUGCUCAAGGAUCAUCAGGAGAAGCAGGUGGAAGACAUUUUUGCAGGGAACCUCAAUUUGGAUGAAAUGGCUGCUGAAAACACUGAGAAAUUUCCUGACAUAAAGAAGCAGAAGUGUCAUAAACGAACCUUCUUAGGCUCUGCAGAGAAUUGGUUUGAUGCUUCAGAACCAAAAUACAGAAAAAUUGUGGAAGUGCCUGCAGUGGCUGCAGAGAAUGGCAGUUUCUUAGCUCUGCCUUUCAACAGCCUGCCAGUGAGCUGCACCUCACUGACUAACCAGCACUUGUCCUUUUCUGUUCCUGCUGCCUAUGGGUUGGAAAGUUUCCUAAUUCCUGGAUCUUCAGAACCUUGGACUGCAGGGCUUCUACCUGUCAGUGUGAAAGGGAGCCAGGACAAUCCAGGCUUUGCAGAUCCUCCUCAGCAGUUACUUAACUUUGUUCUUGAAAAUGGCAUAUCUGAUUUUAUAAUAUAUCCAGUGUUUACUUCUUCCAUGGAAACUUUCAUAUCCCCAGAUUUUCCAGUUAAUUCAUUUGAUGUAGAAAGGUUUGAAGAAGUUCAAGAUUCCAUAAUUCCUCCUGAAGACGAUUUCAAAACACGAGAGCUGGUGGAAACUUUCUGCACUUCACUUAAGGAUUAUUUCCGAGACAUGUGCAAGUUUGUGACCCUGGAGCGUGAGGUAGCGCUGGAUCACCUGUUUAUUGAUGGGACACUUGUUCAAAGCCAAACUGAAACCAGGACUGGGAGGAAUAGUGCAAAAACAACAGAAAACCAGCUGGUGACUUGCAGUCUGCACGAGAAGGAAAAGACAGCCAUCGACAGAAGCCAAAUAUUUCAAAUCCCAAAACGUAAAGGCUUAGAGACCAAAGUGAUUUUGGUGCUGGGAAAAGCAGGAAUGGGCAAAAGCAUUCUUGUUCAAAAGAUCUGCCAGGACUGGUCCAAUGGAGAGUUUUCUGAGUUUGAAUUUGUGUUUUGGUUUGACUGUGAACAAAUAAGCUUGCCUGAGAAGCGAUACAGCCUGAAGGAACUGCUUCUUGAAUUUUUUGUAAAACCUCAGGAGGGAAGCAAAGAGAUAUUUGAGUAUAUAUUGCAAAAUCCUGCUAAAGUCCUUCUGGUUUUUGAUGGUUUUAAAGGAUUGCAUGACCAUGAGAAUUCUCCUCGUUGCUCAGCCAGCGAGCCUGACGAAGAUCUGUACAGUAUAAAGGAGCUGCUUUCAGGACUCAUCCAAAGAAAAAUACUCAAUGGUUGUACCUUAUUAUUUACAGCAAGACCAAAAGACAAGGUGUACUACUACGUGUCCAAAGUGGAUAAGACUAUUGAAAUAGUAGGAUUUUCCCCUGAGCAGAGAGAACUGUACAUAACCAAAUACUUUGAAGGAUUACCCCACUGUGACAGUGCACUGAAAUUAGUCAAAGACCAUGAGUACUUGUUCAGUCAUUGUUACAGCCCUGGUAUGUGUAGAUUUGUUUGUUUUCUUUGUGAUGUGGUACUUGAAAUGGGAGAGGAAAGCCUUCCUUCAACUCUUUCUGCAGUCUUCCUGAAAUUUUUUCAGCAGAAGAUAAUACCUGUGCAAACAGAUGUUACAACCACACAAAAUCAAGAGAAUCUUGCUACCCUAGCCCAUAUAGCCUGGUGUCUUGGAGAAAAGCACCAAAGUGCCAUGAAAAGUGAUCUUUUUCCUUCUAAAGAAGUUAAAGAGUUUGCUCUGAAAUAUGGAUUUUUCCUGCCAUUCGCAUUCCCCACACAUUCAGAUAGUGAAGAAGAGGAAUUUGGGAGCACAUUCUCUGAUUUUGUCAUUCAGAACUUCUUGUGUGCACUUCACCUUUCAUUAGCAGAAGAGCUCAAGGAUAAAAGUGUAAUAAAGUACCUGUCUUUUCCAUCCAAAAGGAAAAAACCCUAUCACUGGUUAGAUUUCGUGCCUCGAUUUUUGGCUGGAUUGUUGUUUCUCCAGGAUGACCCUUACUUCUGCUCCCUUUCAAAUCAGGAUGAAAUACAACCAGUGAAGAAGAAGAAUAAACUCUUGAAAUACAUUAGAAGGCUGCAGAUUAAUGAUCUCUGUCCAGAGAGGCUGUUGGAGCUUUUACGCUGUGUUUAUGAAACGCAAAGCAGUUACCUCCUGCAGCACGUGGCCCUAAGACUCAAGUCAGACUUGUCUUUUCUGAACAUAGUCCUUACCCCACCCGACGUCCAUGUACUGCACUCUAUUUUAAAAAGGUCAAGAAAGGAGUUUUCCUUGGAUUUGAGAAACAGCAGCAUUGACAUGCAAGGGCUCAAAGACUUGGUGAGCCUAAAGAACGUGGCGUCGUUCAGGGCCUCCCUCAAUGACACUGUCAGGCUCUGGAAGUCUUUAGAACAGUCAAAAGACUACGAGCUGCUGAAAGCAUCAGCAGAGAAAUUUGUUCUUGAUCCCUUUAAGGCAAAGACAAUGAAGGACAUCCGUGACCUCUCCGACCUUGUAGAGAUCCAAGAGAAGAUGGUGAAUUGUGAGCAAGAUGCAUCUGAUUCCACCAGCUAUGAAAUUCCUGCCAUCAAAAACCUCAGAAAACUCGAAUUUGCGCUGGGUCCAGCGUGUGGCCCUCAGGGAUUGCUAAAACUCGUGAAAAUUCUUGCAGCAUUUCCAUCACUUCAGCAUUUAGACCUUGACGCUCUGAGUGAAAAUGGCAUAGGAGAUGAAGGAGCAAAGAGUCUAUCUGAAGUCUUUCCAACCCUGACAUCUCUGGAAACAUUAAAUUUAUCACAGAAUAAAAUAACAGACAUGGGUGCGGAGAAACUCGCGACAGCUCUUCCUUCCUUGUCUUCCUUAAAAACACUAAGCUUGUACAAUAACAACAUUAGUGAUUUUGGAGCAGAAAAUCUGGCGAAAGUUCUUCCUGCAAUGACAUCUUUAAGAGUGCUAGAUGUUCAGUACAACAAAAUAACCGGUGUGGGAGCCCAGCAGUUGACCAACAGCCUACGAAAAUGUCCCCACAUAAAGAACUUGGUGAUGUGGAAUCCCGCCAUUCCCCAUGGAAUUCUUGAAUACCUUCAGCAGCUGGACUCUAGGAUCAGUGUGUAGAUUCAGAGGAUCCCACAAAGGUAUCAUAAAGAAGAGGGGAAGGUGUCCUCUGUGCUUUCCUAUCUUUUUGCUGCUUUAGGAAUCGGUGGCAGAUUUUCAUGUUGCAAAAAAGGUCACAUUUAAGUUUCUAAGUGAUGCUUAAAUUAGGUGAAUUAUAAAGUUCGAAUUUUCAAAGGUCAUUUAAAAUGCUAUUCAAAGACCCAGUCGUAUUCCUACUGAAGUGAUGAAGAGUUAAGCAACAUCAAGUUUCAUAGAUGAAAAGAACAUCUGGAUAUUGUGAUCACCAUUAAAGGAGACCAGGAACCACCAGGAUGUUGACAGUGUAAAAUUCCACCACUGAUUCACCAAAGAGCAGCCUGAGAGCUGCUGAAUCUGCAACACCUGAAGCAGUGAUAGAUCAAAUCUGAUUGUUUCAAGGUGCUAGUGGUAACUGAUCAACUUUGGUCUGAUGAUUUUGGACUUUCAAAGCCCAGUGUUACAGAUUCCACCUGUGUGUAUGGGCUGAUUUGAAGCAUUAAGAUAAGGAGCAUAAAAAAGAAUGAUCAGUCCUAGAAAACGUGAUAUUGGAAGAUUAUCCACGAGAAUCUAGAAGCAGUUCUUUUCUUGAUGCUAAUCAUCAGUGCUGUCUUAAGGUAUAGAAAGAUAUUUUCUAUCACUUGUUUGUUACAGAAUCCUUAAAAAAAACUGGGGGAAAAAGAAAGAAUAAGAAGAAAGGAAUUAAAACUGAAAAACUACUCAGGAUUUUUCUGACAUCACAAAAAUCCAAAUACAUACAAAUACCUUCAGUUUAUUGCACAAAAAUCCUCAAAGUGACAAUCUUUGAUGGUUUUUACUUUGUCUCAAAUGAGAACUGUAAAUUCAUAUACCUGGAUUGAGAUUUAAUUUCUUAAAUGCAGCUGGCAGCAUAAAUGUUUACAGGCAUCGAUUUUCUACUUGACAGUGAUCUCACUACUGUAUGUGGUUUAUGUGGUGCUCUGGUACAGUCAUGAAUAACUGGGCAAAACCAGACAAAAAUGCAUUUCAAAGCAUUAUCAUGUCUAUGCUGCUGGUCUCAGUCACAUGUGGGCCAAAUACUCAUCCUGUAGCUACAGCAGCAAACCAAUUGUCUCGGGUUUUUUCCUUCAUUUCUGCUCUGUGAACAUGGAGAGAACUUACAAUUGUACAGAGACAAUUGUCAGGUCAGUACUAGAGUUCUGGCUUCCUGUCAGAUACAGUCUGAAACAGAACAACAAAAAGGGAUAGAAAAGAACAAUAAAAAGGGAUAGAAAAGGCUAGGAGUGUUUGAUAUGCCACAAAUUGGGAAGUCUCUCCUUCACAGUUAGCUCAGGGUUAGCUCAGCCACUCCUUUGAAAUCUCUUCUGCUAAAAAGCACUGACAAUAGUGACCCAAGUAUCUGUGCAAACUAGAAUCUCUCAGCUAACCUCUCAAGUUUUAAAAGUCCCCAAUUUAAACAGCUCAAACCCACAAUCUUUAUGUUCUUUCCAGCAAGUUACACUCCUCUGCUUGUUUCGGUGCCUGAAGGAUCUUGACAGCAGGGAUAGAAAGUGGACAAAUUAAAGAAAGAAGGGAGGAAGGUCUGUUGGUUGUUUCUGAGAGCAGGGGAUCAGACAUAGUGCGUGAAAGAAUAGAGAGUAAGGUGGAAAAACUCUGUGGAGAAUAUGAAUGUAAUUAGAAUGUGGUAUUUUUCUUGACUAUCUGCGUGGUUCUUCUCUCUAGCCAGAGUCAUGGAUAAAAGAUCUCAUUUAUACUCUCCUUUUUGAGCUGCUUGAAUGGGAGGUAGUUUGAGCCAAAUCUUGUGUGAUGUUCCCAUCAGCCUGCGGCGCUCCAGCCGCGCACAUCGACGGUGAACCCUUGUCUUGGCUUCUCUUAACUAAGCUUGGGAUGACAAAUGCCCCUUCAGGCACAUAUUCUGCAGCUGCACUUUACUGUGACUGAAUCUGAGAAUGUGCUAAAUAUUAGCCAGGCAGAUGAAUGUUACAGGACCCUGUCUGGACUGAUAAAGUCAUGUUGUACAUACUGCUGUUCUCUUUCUCCGAGUUAGCGAGAGAUGUAUUUUUAUAAUGUACAGAUUGUAAAUUGUGAGACCGUGUUUUGGUUGUCUUUACACAUCUUUUUUAAAGUAUUAAUAAA